AUUGACACAAACAAAAGCCAUCAGUUGACUAGUACAAUAUGUACAUUUUGACACUAAUUAUAUAACAAAAUAGAAGGUCUUGGCAAUUUCGGGCCAUUCACGCCUAAGCAGAUCAAUUAAUGCGCGAAUCACGAUCACCUGUUUUGCCGACGCGCUCAGAAAUCCCAUCUAUCGAGCGUUGGUUGCCGACUCACAAAGAAUUUCAUUAAGCAAAUGCAAACAAGUGAAUCUCAACUGGCGAAAUCCAUUGACAUCAAGCAAGAUGAACUUGUGACAUAGCCGCUCGAAACAGAAUGCCUAAUAGACAUGUGUUUACUGUGUAUGAUCCCUUAGCAGAGCUAAAGAAACAUCAUGCAAAUGUCUUUAUUAAACAAUAUACAAUGGCGGAAAGACCAAGAUUUCGACGGCAAAGAAGCCAAACAGUUCCCAGUAUUGGUAACGUACAAGUGAAAAACAGUUCUAGCACUACGAGCAUCAGCCAAGCUAGAAUGACACAUGUUCCAGUACGACAAACAAGGUCUUUAGAUUUUACGAUACCAAACAAAACAAGGCCUCGUUCAUAUGCUACUGGCCAACACACAGUUUCUUUUUCGGGAAAUGCAGUGGAAACAAACACCAAAAGAUUUCAUGGUCCUCGUCACUCGCUCUCUCAUUCUAAGGUUUCAACACUAGACUUACCAAUUCGCAAAACGAGUAAAGAAGAAUCCGCAACAAUUGCCACGAGACAAACCAAAUCAAAAUCAAUCCCUUUUGAUGAUAAGAGCUCUAUUUAUUCGAUCGUCAAGACAAGGUCUUUGGCCCUGAAGUGGUACCGUGGGAAUACCAAGACCACAUCAACUAAACCAAAACGAAAGAAAAGUGAACCGCUUCCAACAAUCAACGAUAAAGAAACAAUUUCUUUGUGCCAAGCAAAAUGCAGUCCACAGUUUGCAGAAGCAAUGAAUUUACUUCAAAACGAUGACAAUCCUAUCGAGGAAGAUAUCGAAGGAGAGCUUAGCGUUUUGUGCUUGGGAUAAAGCCAGAUAUAUAGAGUUCUAUAGAUCGCAAUAAUGUUACAUAUGUACAUGCAUUAAUAUUUAUCAUCAUUACUAGAUAGUCUUCAAACUUACUUCUCCUAGUAAUACCCCCAGACUAAUAAGGGUCUCAGUGUUCAGUGUAGUGUUGCUGGUAGCUAAAUAUUACUAGUGUUACGUAUUACUGGUAUUGCCAAACUAUCCACAAUUAAUACACGAUUACAACGAAAAAUUUCUUGUAAGAAAUAGUAACCAAUAAUAAUAAUAAUAUUUAUAGAAUUUGUACGAGAUAUCUGUUCAAAAAUAAUGGUCCUUAGUUAAGACUUGCCUCAUCUCAGAGCAGGUCAAGUUACCGACCCCAGGACGGUACAUGUAAACCUAUUUUUAUUAUUUGGGAAAUGAAUAUUGAUGAAUAUUGAUGUAUAUGGGGUAUAUUUCGGGCUUGAAGAUUAUAUUGAUGUUAAUCUA
Actinia tenebrosa (Australian red waratah sea anemone) is the source of this 1481-nucleotide messenger RNA. RefSeq lists its product as uncharacterized. NCBI's taxonomy places the organism in Eukaryota, Metazoa, Cnidaria, Anthozoa, Actiniaria, Actiniidae. The record is from RefSeq and is a predicted model, not a curated record.